AUGACCUCUGUGAUGCAGUCCAAAAAACGUACCGUCCCACCGCAUCAGAAGGUCGCCAUCGCAGGCACCCAAGUGCUGAAGGUUGGUGGGGGGACCUCACCAUUUCUUGUGAGUGAAACGGAAGUUCCGACAGGAGACAUUGCGCUUGAAGCUGAAUGCAUUCGCUAUUGUUGGGUGACCGCCAAGAGAGCAGCAAAUACUGAACGCCAUAGCCCUCAACGCCCCUUUGAUGCUUCCCAUGACCCCUUUGGCCACGGACUCUUCCGGCGACGGCAGCGGCCACGCAGAACAAGAGAACUCGAUUCAAUGCAUUGUCGUGCCAGCCCGGCUCGGUUCGAUUUCACAUGCGAUAUUCUGGCCGUUCCACAUUACAUGUUUUACAAUACAGUGAAAGGUUCUUGGCAUGUUCCAGAUCUCAAAAAGAUGGAAGAACUAGUCAUUAUCUGGAAUGUCUGCAAUGAUGCUUAUGAGUGGGACGACAUCAUCCCCCAUCUCUACUUGCUGCAAAACCUCAAAACAGUAUUUCUGAUCAACGAGGCGCUGCUUAUUCACGGCGCUUGCAGGGUGCAGAGUGGGAAGAAGUGUCAUUACACAACUCGAGAACCAUUUUGGCAAGGCGAAGAUAUCGCGAGGGAGAGGUUGCACAGGAAAGGGCAGAGACAUGCGGGGAGGCAACUUGGGGUAAUGUUCCCGAAUAUUUGCAGCUUGAGACUGACGCCGUUUGACGGGAAGACUGAGCCGUGGAUGGGGGGCAUAUACGCGAUGGUGAAGAAUACUAAGGACUAGCAUGGUGUAGGGAAAUCCAAGGGGUUUUCUUUUAUAAGUAAUUGGCACGUUAACUUCCCUGCUUACUUGAAGCUAUACCUCAAUCGCGGCCAGAGACUGAGUACCGCACCAAACUUGCAUAAAACGCGGGGAUCAAGACCCAAUACAACAUUUACACGCAGGUGCGUUCACAUUGAGCACGAACGAA
Molecule: messenger RNA, 973 nt
Organism: Hyaloscypha bicolor E
Lineage: Eukaryota; Fungi; Ascomycota; Leotiomycetes; Helotiales; Hyaloscyphaceae
Exons: 2
Coding region: 1-786 (261 amino acids)
Source: RefSeq, a predicted model, not a curated record